GCCGGGGGUGAGCAGCGGGCGCGCGGGGAGCGGAUCGCAGUGAAGCGCGAGCGGCGACAUGAACAGGAAGAAGAGCGAUAAGGGGUUUGAGAGUCCGCGGCCUUAUAAACUAACUCACCAGGUGGUCUGCAUAAAUAAUAUAAACUUCCAGAGGAAGUCUGUUAUAGGUUAUGUGGAGUUGACUAUAUUUCCAUCAGUUGCCAACCUCAACAGAAUUAAAUUGAACAGCAAGCAAUGUCGGAUUUACAGAGUAAGAGUAAAUGAUUUAGAAGCUGCUUUCAUUUACAAUGAUCCAACACUCGAAGUCUGCCAUCAUGAAUCAAAGCAGAGAAAUCUAAAUUAUUUUGCCAAUGCCUAUACAGCAGCAGUCAGUGCUGUUGACCCAGACACUGGAAAUGGAGAACUGUGCAUCAAGGUUCCAUCUGAACUAUGGAAACAUGUUGAUGAGAUGAAGGUCUUGAAGGUAUAUAUAGAAUUUUCCUUGGACCAGCCAAAGGGAGGUCUCCAUUUUGUGGUGCCCGAUAUGGAAGGCAGCAUGGCUGAGAGAGGUGCACAUGCCUUCUCCUUUGGCUAUGAAAACUGUACAAGGUUCUGGUUUCCCUGUGUUGACUCGUACUCUGAACUGUGCACGUGGAAACUUGAGUUCACAGUUGACGCUGCUAUGGUCGCAGUUUCAAAUGGAGAUUUGGUGGAAACAAUUUAUACCCAUGACAUGAGGAAGAAGACUUUCCAUUACACUCUGACUAUUCCUACAGCAGCUCCAAAUAUUUCACUAGCAGUUGGUCCCUUUGAAAUUCUGGUGGAUCCUUACAUGCAUGAGGUAACGCACUUCUGUUUACCCCAGCUGCUUCCUCUCCUCAAACAUACCACAUCCUUUCUUCAUGAGAUUUUUGAAUUUUAUGAGGAGAUUUUGACCUGCCGAUACCCAUAUGCCUGUUACAAGACUGUAUUUGUUGAUGAAGCUUAUAUAGAAGUUGCUUCCUACGCAUCUAUGAGUAUUUUAAGCACAAACCUCCUGCACAGUGCCAUGAUUAUAGAUCAGACGCCGCUUACCAGACGCUGUUUAGCACAAGCUUUGGCUCAGCAGUUCUUUGGCUGCUUUAUUUCCAGAAUGUCGUGGUCAGAUGAGUGGGUGUUGAAAGGGAUCUCGGGAUACAUUUAUGGCCUUUGGAUGAAGAAGACCUUUGGUGUGAAUGAGUAUAGGCACUGGAUCAAAGAGGAACUGGACAGAAUAGUCGAAUAUGAAUUGAGAACCGGUGGCGUUUUACUGCAUCCCACGUUGACUGGGGUGAAAGAAAAAGAAAUGCCUGCUGCAAAUCUGCACUUUUCAAUCCGGCAUCCUCAUACAAUGUCCUGGAGGUAUUACAAGAUGUUUCAAUGUAAAGCCCACCUGGUGCUGCGACUCAUUGAGAACAGGAUCAGUAUGGAAUUUAUGCUGCAGGUCUUCAACAAGCUGUUGAGUUUAGCCAGCACUGCAUCAUCCCAGAAGUUCCAGUCUCACAUGUGGAGUCAGAUGCUGCUGUCAACAAGUGGCUUUUUGAAAUCCAUCUCUAAUGUGUCUGGAAAAGAUAUCCAACCUUUAAUAAAACAGUGGGUUGACCAGAGUAGCGUUGUGAAGUUCUUCGGCAGCUUCGCAUUUAAUAGGAAAAGAAACAUUUUGGAGUUGGAACUGAAGCAAGAUUACACAUCGUUGGGCACCCAGAAAUAUGUGGGACCACUGAAAGUGACAGUUCAAGAACUGGAUGGGUCAUUUAAUCACACUCUGCAAAUUGAGGAGAACAGCUUAAAACACGAUAUUCCUUGCCACUCCAAGAGCAGACGAAAUAAGAAAAAGAAGAUCCCACUGUUGAAUGGGGAAGAAGUGGACAUGGAUCUUUCUGCAAUGGAUGCUGAUUCUCCAUUGCUGUGGAUAAGGAUCGACCCAGACAUGUCUGUUUUGAGAAAGGUGGAAUUUGAGCAGGCUGAUUUCAUGUGGCAGUACCAGCUCCGCUAUGAAAGGGAUGUAGUUGCACAGGAAGAAUCGAUUUCUGCGUUAGCAAAGUUUCCUACUCCAGCAUCUCGUCUAGCUCUAACUGAUAUUUUGGAACAAGAACAGUGUUUCUACAAAGUCCGAAUGGGAGCUUGCUUUCGUCUGGCAAAGAUUGCAAAUUCCAUGGUGAGCACUUGGACAGGGCCACCAGCCAUGAAGUCGCUGUUCACUCGCAUGUUCUGCUGCAAGAGUUGUACAAAUAUCGUCAAGACCAACAAUUUCAUGAACUUUCAAAGCUACUUUCUGCAGAAGACUAUGCCAGUUGCAAUGGCAUUGCUGAGGGAUGUCCAUAACCAGUGUCCUAAAGAAGUGCUGGCCUUUAUUUUGGAUCUAAUUAAAUACAAUGACAACAGAAAGAAUAAGUUUUCAGACAAUUAUUACCGUGCUGAGCUUAUAGACGCACUUGCAAACUCAGUGACACCUGCAAUUAGCAUCAAUAAUGAAAUUCGAACAUUAGAUAACCUGAACCCUGAUAUCCGGCUGAUUCUGGAGGAGAUCACCAGAUUUCUAAACAUGGAGAAACUGCUUCCAAGCUAUAGAAACACAAUCACUGUCAGUUGCCUGAAAGCUAUUCGAGUGCUGCAAAAGAAUGGUCAUAUUCCUAGUGAUCCUUCACUCUUCAAAUCAUAUGCAGAAAAUGGUCACUUUGUUGAUGUGCGCAUUGCAGCCUUGGAAGCAGUUGUGGACUACACGCAAGUGGACAGAAGCACUGAUGAACUGCAAUGGCUGCUAGAUCUGGUCCAAAAUGAUCCUGUGCCUUAUAUAAGGCAUAAGGUUUUGAGCAUGCUGAAUAAGAAUCCACCGUUUACCAAGAGUGCAGAAUCUCCUCUGUGCAAUGAGGCCCUGGUGGACCAGCUCUGGAAACUAAUGAACUCAGGGACUUCGCAUGACUGGAGACUGAGAUGUGAUGGUGUGGACAUGUACUAUACCUUGUUUGGCCUUAGCAGACCUUCUUGUCUCCCUCUGCCUGAGCUUGGCCUGGUCCUCAACCUCAAAGAAAAGAAGACUGUGCUGAACCCUAUCAUUAUCCCUGACCCGGGAGCAAGUAAUCCAGAGGCUAUGGGCAAUCCAAGUAUUCAUGGACCAAUGGCUGGUUACCAGAUAAGUGAGGAGGACCAUCUUGCCAAAGAUUCGAUAUCCAGUGGAUCUGGAAUUCAGCAGGGCGUAAAGAGAAAGGCUGAGACCCCACUUGGUUCCCCACUGGAACCUGGCCAGAUCCUGGAGAAAGAUGAAGACAACAGUAAAGUCAAACUGAAAAUUAAAUUUUCUAAUUCUCAGGAAGAUGAGGAGAUUGAUAUGGAAUCUGUUCAUGAUAGCCAAGCUUUUAUUUACCACCACUUGAACAUUCUUGAGCGUCCAUCCACUCCAGGCAAAGAAACGGCAGCCACAGAACCAUCUAUUAUCUCAUUACCAACUGUCCCACUUCCUUCACUGGUUAAAGAUUCUAGCUCAUCUAAGCAUGGCGAGCACCACCAUCACCACCAUCAUGAACACAAGAAAAAGAAGAAGAAACAUAAACAUAAGCACAAGCAUAAACAUAAACAUGAAGGAAAAGACAAAGAAAAGGACCUAUUUGCAUUUGUUAGCAGCCCAGCGAGUGGACGGUCUCCAAACUCUCCUUCAAUUUCGGACUAAAAUGAAUGGUGAACUGCCUCAGGAGGCCGAUAUAGCAACAGUUUUCAAAUGAGGUGCACUGGAAAUACUACUCAGCAAAAUGAUCCCUCCUUCCUGAAAUCAUUAUCGUUUACAGUGCAAGAAACCAGAACUGUAUUCAUUACUAGGGUAUAAUCUAUGUAUACAAACUGACUGAAACUUGGUUCACUCAUUCCAUGUGUUCAGCUGACCUAAAUUGGCAGCUUGUUGUUUUUCUGACAAAACAAACACUCCUGUUUUUCGAGAUUGGUUUAUACUUUGGUUAUAUAUUCCUGCAUUAUUCUUCUGCAGAAACGUCUUUCCAAUAGAUCCAAGCUGAUCUAAGAGCAAUUAGACUGUUAGGAUAAGUGAACAUUUAUGGUCAUCAAUAAAUUAAACAUCUUGCAAUGCAAUUUCAUUUACAUUGCUGUUAAAACUGAAACACAACUGCAGUUUUUGUGCAGUUUUAAUGAUGGGAGUGUUUGGAUCUGUCUGUUGCAGUUCCAAACGUGUUGUUUCGAACGAAAAAUGGUUCGCUUUAAAACCUUGUAACAUACAGUGAACAAUAACUCAGUAUUUACCAAGCAGUAUGUACACAGUAAUUCUUUGUCACAGUCCACUGGGAUUACAAAAUAAAAUUGUGACUCAGUUGAAGGAUGUUUUAAUUUAAAAAAAACCAACAGGUUUCUGUGAGCUUGUGCUGAUUUGGCUGGCAGUAGUAUUUGCCUUCAAAUUUAACGUAUGAUACCCUGUCAUCUAAUUAUGGCAUUGAUUAUUUUACUUCCACCAAAGCUCAUGGCACAAGGCAUUUUUAACAAAAAUGUGAUUGUAUUGCAUUUCAUCUGAUUUUAUUAGAACAUUUUUGGAUCUCUGUAAAUAGAUAACAACAUUUUCCAUUUUUAGUUUUUUGACUAUUGUAGCCGAUGAUGGAAUAAUUGCUUGCAUUUUUAUACUGGUUUUGUGCAACAGAGUGCUUACUGAUUUUGUUUGUAGAUUUACUGUGUGCAUACAACAUACUAUGAAUCACUGAAUUUGCUGCAACAGUCCAUCUCAGCACCAAAAACAUUUUCCACAUAGGUCCAAGCAAGGUAGACAAUUUUUUUAAACAUUUUUUUAUAUAAAACUAUGUACUGAACUUUGUAAUCAUUUGAUUCUAUGGUGAAAUCCUGACAAUGUUAAUAAAUGAUUGCUUUAGCAAAUAUAACUUUUAAAAA
This is a messenger RNA of Callorhinchus milii (elephant shark), 4875 nucleotides long. RefSeq names its product TAF2 RNA polymerase II, TATA box binding protein (TBP)-associated factor (gene taf2). Gene Ontology annotation, molecular function: RNA polymerase II general transcription initiation factor activity; chromatin binding; transcription cis-regulatory region binding. Bases 59 to 3664 code for a protein of 1201 amino acids. The transcript is spliced from 26 exons. The record is from RefSeq and is a predicted model, not a curated record. Gene Ontology annotation, biological process: transcription initiation at RNA polymerase II promoter. Gene Ontology annotation, cellular component: transcription factor TFIID complex. NCBI's taxonomy places the organism in Eukaryota, Metazoa, Chordata, Chondrichthyes, Chimaeriformes, Callorhinchidae.